Molecule: messenger RNA, 2298 nt
Organism: Pantherophis guttatus
Lineage: Eukaryota; Metazoa; Chordata; Lepidosauria; Squamata; Colubridae
Source: RefSeq, a predicted model, not a curated record
AAGCAGGAGGGAGCGAAGGGGCUGGGCAGUUGCCGCCUGGAGGCCUCCGUUUGAGGGGCUGCCAGGCUGCCACUCGCUCUCAGGGCCCACCCCCGCUUAGCCUCCCCGCGUUUUCCGAGAAGAGCUGAUGUGUUGACAGGUAGCAGCCUCCGUGGCAGGCGGCGGGGCCUCCGGGAGUAGCGGCAGGUCUGAGGCAGGAAGGGUGUCUGAGUGAGGGGUGGCCUUAGGAUUAACCCUCCCUGGCUCCGAACUGAAGAGAGGCCGAUUGGUUCAGCACCCCUUGGAUGGAUGGACGGAUGGACGGACAGGGUGCAGGACCGCGGUGUCUGCAAAUGCCCUUUGGUGGCCGAUGCCAGUUCAAGACUCAACUUCUGGCCAGUUGGCAGGGCCAGCCCACGGCAAGGCCAAGCCCAGGAUGAGUUCCUCCUCACUGCUGGGGGAGAGCUCCCUCGAACCCCCGGUGCUGCUGAGCGACAUCAAGACGGAGCCCCCCGAAGAGCUGCUGGCCACUGACUGCAACCAGCCGCAGGCCGAGCCAGUGGAUCUGUCUCUCCAUAAGCCCAAGGGCUCCCUGCAGCCUGCCCCCAUCCGCUCGGUGCCCAUGCCAGCUGCACCCCCGGCCCCCGUGGUUUCCAUGUCUCCCGUCGGGCUGGGCUCCUCUUCAGCCAUCCCUGCCGUGCUCUCGCCCGGCUCCAUCCUGGCGUCCACGCAGGGCAGUGGCGGGCAGCAGAUCUUGCACGUCAUCCACACCAUCCCUUCGGUCAACCUGCCCAGCAAGAUGGGUAACCUGCAGACUAUCCCAGUGGUGGUACAGUCUCUGCCUGUGGUCUACACCACCAUGCCCAGCGACGGCGUCACAGCCGCCAUCACAGUGCCACUGAUCGGAGGAGACGGCAAGAACGCUGGAUCUGUGAAAGUUGACCCCAGUUCCAUGUGCCCCAUGGAGAUCCAGAGCGACAGCGAGGACAGUGCCUCGGAGAGCGGGCCGGCCUCCUUCCCUGAUCCACAGAAAGAGCCCUCGGGGGGCCGACUGCCCCGGAUGGAGUCGCCCGACCUGAAGAAGAGGCGGAUCCACCAGUGCGACUUCGAGGGCUGCAACAAGGUUUACACCAAGAGUUCCCACUUGAAAGCACACCGGAGGAUACACACCGGAGAGAAACCCUACAGAUGCACCUGGGAGGGCUGCACCUGGAAGUUUGCUCGUUCUGACGAGCUGACCAGGCAUUUCCGCAAGCACACAGGCAUCAAACCGUUCCGCUGCUCGGACUGCGACCGCAGCUUCUCGCGCUCCGACCACCUGGCUCUGCACCGCCGGAGGCACAUCAUGAUGUGAGCAGGGCAGGGGGUGCGCAGCCCCGUGUCCCAUCAGCCCCUGAAGCGGCUUCCCUGGUCAGCUGGACCCUGCGGGGCCUCGGCUGCCAGGCAAGAGCCACCGACCCAGCGAUUUGCCCAGAAAAGAGCCUUUGUGCCAUCUGCGCCCCCCGAGAUUGGUCUUCGGUCUCUGUGGCUGGGAAGCUUCAGGGUCUUGGAAGAAUCCGGAGCCAAGCAAGGGACAUGGGUGGGUUGUGGGAAGAGACGGAUCAUCGUUCAGAGGGGCUUCUGCAGUGGACCCAGGCCAGGAAACUGCCGAAUGCGGGUUCCUUGGGGGAGUGCGUGCCAUGCCCAAGCAAGUGGACCUUCUCUACGUGGCCGGGCACUUCCAAGGUCUUGCCCUGCACUUCUUGCUCACAGCACAAGAACAGAAAUCGCACCAUACUAGGAUGUAACGUGUGUGUGUGUGUGUGUGCUGGGCUGAGGGUGGGUGAGCUUGGGGUUGAUUGCUUUUAACUACAUUUUUAUGAGCACUGAAAGAAAGUCUGUGUCUGAAUUAUGGCCCCACAGGCGGAACUGAUUUGCUUCUGGAGGGGCCAGGCAGGGUUGGGUGGAUUGCGCACAGCUGUCCUUUUGCAUUGCCCCACCCCCACCCCACUCCCACUCAGGACUGCAGCUCUCCUCUCAAGAGACACUUUGAAUCCAAGAUCAACUUUUUUUUUGAAUUUUAAAACUUUAUUGCAUUUGGGGAAGGGAGGAAUGCCGCUCCGAUCAAAGUAUGGCAGAACUCCUGCCCACCCAGAGCCCUACUCGGAAGAGAUCCUGGCUUGGCGGAGGAGGGGGGCAGAGGGGCUUGGCAGAGGAAGAAGUUGCGGAACGCAGAACUGUGACACCCCAUCAGGUGGGGGAAGUGGGGGGGGCUGGUUCCCAAUUCUGCCUACAAGGACAGAAAGGGCAAAUAAGGCGGAUAAAUUUUGAACCUGGCAA